CGACGCGGCUUGCCGCCUCUCAGCGGCCUCGGGCGCUGGGACGCGGCAAGCAGCGGCGACGGCGGCGGCGGGUCCCUCCCACCCGGAGUCGCCCAGGCGCCUCCUCCGCUCCCUCCCUCGGUCGCCGCCGCUGUGAGUCACGACGACGGAGGGAGGAGGAGGAGGAAGAAGAAGAGCAGAAGCAGCAGCGGCCGCUUAUAUACACACACACACCGUUCGGCGUUUCUCUCCCCUCAGGCGCAGAAGGAGGCUCAGCCGCUCCAAGUGCUGAGAGGACGAGGGCACGAUCCUGCCUCUGCUUCCCUCCUUGUCUACGCGGGAGGGCCACUCGAGGGCUCCUCCCAGACCCAGUAACAACAACAACAUCAUUACUAUUAUUACUAGUGCUGCUGAUAACUGCUGCUGCUGCCGCCGCCGCCACUUCAGGGUGGCAUUUUGCAGUGUUUCCAAGUUGUGAUAACCAAGGCGAGGCGAAUAGUCCAGGGAGCAUUUCUCCAUUUUAACAGAGCCAGGUGGAGCCCUGCAUGCUUUUCCCUAAGCGCAGAUUGCAUCUUUGAUUCCUCCUUCCUUGGCUGUUCUUGAUUAAACAUUCUCAUAGCCUGAGAUUACUAGGCAAGCAGAAGUCUCAGGAACUGGGAAGAGGGGAAUGAACCGUGAGGGUGUCCCCGGGAAGAGUCCGGAGGAGAUGUAUAUUCAGCAGAAAGUCAGAGUCCUGCUAAUGCUUAGGAAGAUGGGAUCAAAUUUAACCACCAGUGAAGAGGAGUUCUUGAGAACGUACGCAGGGGUAGUGAAUAGCCAACUUAGCCAACUUCCUCAGCAUUCAAUUGAUCAGGGUGCUGAGGAUGGGGUGAUGGCAUUUUCCAGAUCGGAGACUGAAGACAGACGGCAGUAGCUUGAGGGGCUGUUGGAGCAAUUCAGAGCUGGAGCAGGGCAAAUAAGCUCUAGGAAAUCGAGGAAGAUGGCCGGACAAUCAUGAGUUCCUUUGCCCUCCCCUGAUUUUUUUUGUCUUGUCCCGUGGUAGCCUUCCCCAACCCAUUGAAUUCAGUUUUCCUGUUAUCUGACCUUCUGAAUGCAUUUCACAGCCGUCUGUUCUGUAUGCCCUGUUGGUGGGUCAGCAAGGCAGUUUAAAUCAAGGACAACUCUAGGAAUGCUUUCAUGAUUGGCUCAAAAAAAAAAAAAAGCGGACUCCGAUUGGCUAGCUAAAGGAAAGAAACUUGACCAGUGGAAACACUCCCCUUAAUUUUUAAUUUUGUAUUUUUAAGAAUUAUUGCUGACAUCCUACUUCUAAAAGCCUUCAAGCUCUGGUGCUUAUUUAGGUCAUGCUUGUGUGUGUUUUUGGAGAGGGGCGUGGCUGUGUGAGACUGGAAAUGGACUGUUGCUGCUGUUUGCAAAAUGAGUGGCUUUCAGGUGUUUUGCUGACACCAGUGUUUUCCUUGCUAAAAUUUGUAGGGGGAGGGAAGAAGGGUAGAGGGAAUUAACGUAUUUAGUUAUUGCUUCACAUUUAUUGUCAAGGUGGGAGGGGGAAAUGUUUUACCAUAUUUAUUACAUGCUUGCUUGCCUUUUUUUUUUGAAGAAAAAAAAUGGCUUAACUGUUGACUUCCUGUUGGCUGCAGAGUCUACGUGCAGCUGACUCUUCCAUGCUGGUCUCCUCUGUUCUUCAGUUCUCCUCAAGAAAUUGUUGCUUUGAAGCAUGUUUGGUUUUCUCAAUUCUGCCCAUGCAGGAAGGAGGUGGUUGAAAGCCCUGACACUUCGUUUAGAGUUGUGGCAAUGAGCCUCUGCUGCAAAUUUGGGCAACUCUAUUUGCACCUUGCAGAAGGCCUGUCAGUACUAUGGAGGAAUUCUGUAUUCCCAAAUAUCUGUGAGUUGCAAAGUGUCAAACUGGGAAGGAGUGCAAACCAAUUCUUCUAAGCAGUCUGCACUGUUUGAUCUUUAACCUGUUGGCUGCUUCACAUGUGGCAGUGCGGUAAGAGCCUGAAUCGUGUAACUGGCCUAAUGCCUGCACUGACUUAGUGAGAUGAAAUUGACAAGUUCCUCCAGUUGGGCUUGGUUUUGUGUGCCUGUUGAUCUCUUGGGAGGCAGAGCAUCUCCAGUGAAAAUAUCCAAGUGGCUUCAGGUGAUACAACCUGUUUGUUGAAAAACGGAGACAAUGACAUCAAUUCAUUGCUUACUUUAUCUGGCUUGCCAGGAAGCUGCAUGUUAAAACCCUGAAGUUCUAGGAGUUGUUUUCUGCCUAUAUCCAGGAGUCUCCUCCCAUGCCAUGAAUUUUCACAGUACUUCCAAGAAAGCACCUAGGUGAGAUGGUACUGAUGAAGUAUUUGAGGGGGUGGGGAAACAUUGAAAUAGAAACUUGUGGUUUCACUGUCUUCGCAGGAGAGAUCAUUAUCUGGAGGAACCAGCUUGAGAGCCUGGCUGCGGCAAACUAGAGUUUCCAAGUGCCCUUGGCUAUGAGGGUCCAGAUGCUAUUGCUAUCUGUGUGUGUGUGUGUGUGUGUGUGUGUGAGAGAGAGAGAGAGAGAGAGAGAGAGAGAGGAGAGGAGGAGGAAGAGAUACCAAGAAUAAUAGCAAAUGAUAAGAGAUAAUAUACAGAAAAGAGGAAUAAAGGUGAUCCCAAAUUAAUUGGUCUACCUGCAAAGCGCAGGUGUUCCCGCUCUGGAAAUGAUACUUGAGUUUUGAUUUGCAACUUCAUAAAAGUUCCCAAUGUGAAAAGCCUCAGUUUCUUGGGGCUGAUGAUGACACCUGUUCAAAUAAAACCAGCAAUAAAUGCAGUUCACCCUUGCUGUUCAGGUUUUAUUCCCCAUGACCGGUUUUUAAAUGUGUCAGAAAGGACAGCUCUUCAUCCCAAUUAUGAGGGUUUUCUUUUCUUUUCUUUUGUUGUUUUGUUUUGUAGCAUGACAAAAUGUGCAGCUUUUGCUCCAUUGAAGAGGAGCCUGAUGCUUUCCCUCACCCAAACACUUCCAUGAUAGGGAAGUCGUAAUUUCUCUAAAUCUCAAAAUGAAGUGUGUCGUCACUGAGAGAUUCCCCUGCACCAAGCUGUCACUUCUUUUGCAGCAGCUGAUGGAUUUGCGGCGGCUGGGUCACCUUUCCCUACCCAUCCACCUCUUUGCCAUUAGAUGAACUUUAUUAACUUAUUUUUCUCUUUUGUGUUUUACUGCAAUGGAGGCUGAACACUCCCCGUUUAACAGAAAGAAGUUCUUGUGAAAACAUGUGGUCCAUUAAGGCCUCCCUAUCCCUGCUGCGACAUCGCCUCAACAUUUCAUUAAUCUUUUUUGCCUCCUAUAAAUCUUCUUUUCCUAUGCGCUCCCACAUAUCUUCCACUUCUUUUUUGUUUUUAAAGAAGAAGCAGAAAGUCUAUUCCACCCUGUGCUACUUCUGCACUACAUAUGUACCUCUGUUGCACAGGAGUGGAUUGUUGCCCAAUUUGUGGCCGAUUCGAUGACUAAAACAUCCACUGGAAAUUCAGUGAACAAGUUCAACUGGUAGCUUGCUGGGUCAACCAGGCAACACUGUCACAGCCUUGUUGCUUGGUUGCGGCCUGUGUUCCAUUGAUAUAUGGCAUUUCCAAGCUGUUGCAUCUUUCUAACGAAGCAAACUUACAUGUUUAUGUGGUUUUUAAACUUUUGGAGGGCUAAAAAUGUAACUUGAAAGGGUUGAGGGAAAUACACUUUGUAAGAGCUG
This is a messenger RNA of Podarcis muralis (Common wall lizard), 3674 nucleotides long. RefSeq names its product catenin beta interacting protein 1 (gene CTNNBIP1). Gene Ontology annotation, biological process: negative regulation of Wnt signaling pathway. Gene Ontology annotation, cellular component: beta-catenin destruction complex; nucleus; cytosol. The record is from RefSeq and is a predicted model, not a curated record. Gene Ontology annotation, molecular function: beta-catenin binding. NCBI's taxonomy places the organism in Eukaryota, Metazoa, Chordata, Lepidosauria, Squamata, Lacertidae.